AUGGCUCCCAAAUCCGCGACGGCCACGCCAGUCAAGGCGCCAGGUCAGGCCAAGGCCAGAGCCGGCGCAAACGACAGCGGCAACGCAGUCGAGACACUAUGGAAAGCAUAUGUGGACACGACACCCAGCCGGCUCAAGUUCAUCGACUCCUUCCUCGUGUUCCUAAUGCUCUCCGGCGUCAUGCAGUUCCUAUACUGCAUUCUCGUUACCAACUUUCCCUUCAACGCAUUCUUGGCCGGAUUCUCGAGCAAUGUCGGCCAGUUUGUGCUCACGGCGUCGUUAAGGACGCAGGUCAACCCAGAAAACCGAGCUUUAUUCAAGAGCGUUUCGCCAGAGCGUGCAUUCGCGGACUUUGUACUCGGAUCCAUUGUUCUCCAUUUCUUCGUGUUCAACUUCCUCGGUUGA
This is a messenger RNA of Peniophora sp. CBMAI 1063, 405 nucleotides long. Lineage: Eukaryota; Fungi; Basidiomycota; Agaricomycetes; Russulales; Peniophoraceae. The record is from the annotation of a GenBank genome assembly.